This is a messenger RNA of Sorghum bicolor (sorghum), 1488 nucleotides long. RefSeq lists its product as uncharacterized. The transcript has 3 exons. Lineage: Eukaryota; Viridiplantae; Streptophyta; Magnoliopsida; Poales; Poaceae. The record is from RefSeq and is a predicted model, not a curated record. Bases 1 to 1488 code for a protein of 495 amino acids.
AUGACCCAGACAAUUCCAUGUGACAAUCCAAGUAAUGAUUGUUGUCAUCCUGUGCCUCCAACAUUUAAUGUUGACGCAGCUUUUAUAGCAUCUAAUAGUUUGGAUGUUAAUAUUGAGGAUGAUGAGGAGCCCUAUGGCACAGCUAGAGCUGUUGAUUCCGAUGAUGACCGGCCAGUUGCACCUUUAAGUGAACAAGAAAUGGAGCUUAUCAGACGUUUUUGUCCUGAUCGUGAUCCACUAGUUCACGAGUUUAGUGACCUCAGUCAUUCUCAAAAUGCUUAUGCAGAGGGAAGAGAUGAUGAGCUGCUGGAGGCUCCUGAGCCUGGUGAGAGUGUGCAAAUUCAGAAGGGCAUGAUCUUUAAUGAUUUGCCCAGCUUAAGAAGGUGGUUGCAACAAUAUUCUGUAAUACGUAAAAGACCCUUCAAGGUGAUGCACUCUCAUGUUGAGCGCCGCUACACGGUUGUGUGUGAGAUGUCAGAUUGCAACUGGAGGGUCUGUGCUCGUAAACAGAAGGCCACCGGGAAGUUUAAGAUCACAAAAAUUGUAGGUCCACACACUUGUGCCCAGACUGACCUUCAACAGAAGCAUCGACAGUUGACCUCUACACUUAUUGCUAGUACGUUAUGCACAACUUUAAAGGGUCAGCCCAACUUGAAGGUCAGAACAAUUAUGGACAUGGCUCAGAAGAUAUUUAAAUAUGACAUAAAGUAUGGCAAAGCAUGGAGGGCAAAGCAAAGGGCCUGGAAGAUGAUAUAUGGGGACUGGGAGGAGGGGUACGAGCAGCUGCCAGCAAUGUUCAAUGCAAUGAAAGCAGCUAAUCCAGGCAUGCAUUACGAGUACAUUCCGAAGCCUAAUGAAUGGAGGAAUGGGAGGCAGAUAUUCUUUCGUGCAUUCUGGUGUUUUCCACAGUGUGUCCAGGCCUUUAGGCACUGCCGUCCAGUGUUAUCAAUUGAUGGUACUUUUCUGCUUGGCAAGUACAUGGGCACUCUUUUGGUAGCCAUUUCCUGUGACGCUGACAACGCAUUGGUUCCUUUGGCUUUUGCUUUGGUGGAGAGAGAGAACAAAGACAGCUGGGGUUGGUUCAUGCGCCUAGUUCGUAUACAUGUCAUUGGCCCACAUAGGGAGGUUGGUGUCAUAUCUGAUAGGCACCAGGGCAUACUCAGUGCCGUACAGGAGCAGAUUCCUGGUUAUGCACCUUUGCACCAUCGUUGGUGUACUAGACACCUUGCAGAGAAUUUACUUCGGAAAGAUGGUACGAAGGACAACUUUCCUCUAUUCGAGGAGGUUGCUCGAAUGCUUGAGGUGCCGUUUUUUGAGGAGAAGUUGGAGCAGUUAAAAACCGCAACAAAUGCAGAAGGUAGGCAGUGGCUGCUAGGUUUGAUGAGGGAACCUGAGAAAUGGACAAGAGCCCAUGAUAAUGGUGGAUGGAGGUACGAGUUUCAGACUAGCAACAUGGCAGAGUCAUUUAACAGUGUGCUCAAGGAGUAA